UCCUUCACUGCAGACGUUCGACUUGUUGGCGACGACUCGCGCGAAACGGCAUACACACAUGUGCGGCCGGUGAUUGUCUUCUUUCGUACUUCUUUUUUAAAUCCUCGUUCGCCUAUCCCUCGACGACCCAGCUCGUUCGGACAAGUGAUUCAAGUGCGUGAUUGCACGAGGAUGCGUCAUCGCCACUGCAUCGUGCCCUUGCUAAUCGUCCUCGUGGCGACCUUGCGACUUGGUGAGGCGGUAGUAUGUUACCAGUGCAACAGCGAAUACGACCCAAGAUGCGGCGAUCCCUUCGACCCGUACAGUCUUGGCACGGUCAACUGCAGCUUUCAACCACGCCUCGAGCACUUGGACGUCGAGCCUGUGCUCUGCCGGAAAAUCUCGCAAAAAGUGUACGGGAAAGACCGUGUGGUGCGUGGAUGCGGUUUCCUCGAGGAUGAAAAGACCGACAACAAAGCUUGCCUGUCGCGCAGCGGCACUCACGACGUGCGCGCCAAGUACUGCUCGUGCACCACGGAUUUGUGCAACUCAACGCCUGCGAGCACGGAGCCAGCGUCCAUCGGUCUUCUCACGCUUCUGGGCUUUGUCAUCGCGGGGCUCGAUCGCCUGCCAACGACACCCUAGGAACUCACCGCUAAUUGCUUUUUUAGUCCUCGAUGCCUCGGAUGGUCGAGCGAGUCUCUCAGCCGAUAAUCGAAAAGAAAAAUAGAUCGAUUUUCCGUCGGAGGGUCCAGCAAUCGCUGUGAGAGCGAGGCAACAAAGACGAGCUAAAAGGCAAAUCAAGCGCGCUGACAAAGUAGCAGAACAAGGCGAUUAAUAACGAACAAAGAAAGCUGCAGACGAGCGAACGAGUCAAUAGAAGCUAUACGCAACUCAAUGGCAGACGGUUAAUCAAUCUCGGCAAUAAAUGACGCGGACCUGAUGAAUAACCGCAUCCACUGCAAUUCUUUUAUCGUUUUCCUUGCCACCAUUCGGGAAUAUAACUCGCGCGGCUUUUUUUCUUGCCACGUAAACUGCCAAGUUAUUAACAAAAACAAACUACAGCCACGAAUCUUUGUUGAAUUUUUUGUUUGUUUUUCUUUUUUAUAGCGCCCAAAUGCCCUAAAAUGAUUUCGAAACAAGCGAGCAAGAACAACUUCCAUAUUCAAAUAGUAUUGAUAAGAAAGAAAACGAUGCACGCUGACCGUUACUUCUUGUAUUAUUAGUAAAAAGAAAAGAAACGUGACACGUCCUUUUACACACCGGCCUAUAAAUUAAUAAGCUUUAAAGGGGUGGGAUGGUAAAAAAAGGGAGAAUGGAUGAAGUGUGCUGAGGUGAAAGGUUUUUUUCUUGAAUAGAGCGAGUAUUUUCAAAGUACAACGGACGCCGAGAUCGAUUGUUUCGCGCGCUUAAAAUUUUAAUUAACGAUCUAAGGUACUAAAGUACUACGAUUAUAUAAUACGACGCGCUUUCGGAGUUACGAUAAUGUCAAAUAUAGAGCGUCUUCGUCUUCACUCAUUGAUGCGAUUUAUCGAAUAGAUCCGCAUGCCAAUUUUCGAAUCAGGAUAGUUGAUUUCUGUCAGUUCUGCUCAACUCCAAUUUCACUGAACACGUUUGACUCUCGCAUCUUGAUAAAGGCGUAGCUCCGACGAUAAUCAAGCGCAGGGAUAUAAAAGUUUAUAAAGUAAGUUUUAACGCUAGCGAAAACGAAUAAAAUAAGUAAAGAAAUGCGAGCCACCUUCACCUGCUGCUAACGUAGCUACUUGCAAAAAAUCUGAAGAAAUAAGAAACAAGCAAACAAAAAAAACAGAAAGUCACGAUUUUGAUGUGCGCGCGCGCAUAGUUCAUAUACUUAUAUACUACUAAAUAGCAAAGAAAUAGGCUUCAAGACUUAUUGAACCACGACGAAAAGCAAAAAAAAAACAAGCGACUAUUAAUAGAUUAAUCGAGCGCAGGGAUUUGCUACUACGAUUAGGAAUUUAUAUAGUAAAUGCGUAAACAUGAAUGGUGCGACUGCUCCGAGGAUUUGAAAUUGUAGUCAUGUUGUACUAAUAAACUCGCUUCGUUGAUGAUAAAUUCAACAGUUGUGACCCUCUUCAAGGGUAUAGUAUAUGAGAAUUAGAGAAAUAAUUAAAGAAUUAAACAAACGAACGAAGCAAUGAACUAUUGACAUAGAUUUAGUUUAAUCAAUCAAAAAGUAAAUAGAUAAAAGAUUUUUUUUUCUGAGAACGUGUAGAUAGCUGUGCAUAUACCUCGCAGUGGUCGUGCGCGAUUUCACAAAAAAAGAAAGUGAAUACGAUUGUCCUGGCGCUUUUGCCACGCUAAAGACGUAAGCUUCGCGAGAUUUUGACAAACAAACAAAAAUAAAUAAUCAAAUCCUGCCAGGAGAGCGAAGGAGGGAUUUUUCGAAGGUUUCUAUCGUCGUACACCUGCCGUCAUGCUUUGCAAGUUGAACGCUUCCUUUUCUUUUAUGAAGAUCUCUUGCAAAGCGACAGAAGCGAACUGUGUUCCAACGAGAAUGUGAGACGAAAUUAUAACUAGCCAGGCUAAAUUAAAGAGCAAUAUACACGCGGAUUUUUUGCCUCGAGUUUUACACAAAAAACUAAUGAAUCGCGCGUUUCACCAACUUUUCCGUACUCGAGUCUAUAUACAUAUGUUUCUCUCUAUCUUUCACUCUCGUUAAAUUAUAAGAUACGUUGUUGUCAAUCGAUUGGCUCGCAUUCUUUUGAUACACUCGUCGGCUGACGGAGUGUGAUGUGAAAAAGGUUUGAUAUUUUGUAUCCCGGAGGGUAUUUAUUGGAUAUGUACGAAACAAGAUUGCUACUUUGUCAUGAGUGAUCAUGUUGCACAGUAGAUUUUCAUCGAAAUCAUAGUUUGAUUUUGAACAUUUGGUUGCUCUCAUUUUUAAUUUAUUUUCUAAUCGAGCGCUACCUCUUUAGUUGAUGACAUUCAUAUAUGUAUACCUAUUUUUUCACAGCUUUCAGAACAUUCUAAAUGUCAACGAAACAUAUCAGAGUGUAAGUUUAAUGUAUUCUAUCGUAAGUGCAGUAAAAGUAUUUUUGUGCAAAGACGUGCAUAAUGAAGAAAGUUAAUUUAGAAUGCUUCUUUAAAGUUUAUUAAACUUUUCUGAAAAAAAAUCAAAAUGGAUUUGGCACAAAAAUACUUGUACUAAAGGAUCGUUUACCGUAAGCUUUUCAUUGUAAAACCAUUGCCUAUAUCUGCAUCGGCCUACUCAAUAAAACAAAAGUAUAGAAUAUAAAAAUACGACUGCUUCAGACUCAAAGAAAAAAGAAAAAUAAAUGUUAGGGUAUAUCACAUCGAAAACGAAGACAGGUAGAAGGUGAAACGAAUAAAUGGCGAAAAGAAGCGACAGACGACUACGUUUCUUUAUCGCUUGAAGUCAUUUUAACCGAUUGUAUCGAAAGAAUGUCCUAGUCGAAGUAAUGAUUGAUUAAUUUAUAAACUAUAUUACAUAUUGAUGCGAAUGAUAUUAUAUUGUACACACAGACACUCAUUGUAUAGAGAAUAUUAUUGUAUCAAUAAAGUGUUAAAUGGU
Messenger RNA from Phymastichus coffea, 3535 nucleotides. RefSeq lists its product as uncharacterized. The record is from RefSeq and is a predicted model, not a curated record. Gene Ontology annotation, biological process: sleep; positive regulation of voltage-gated potassium channel activity; regulation of synaptic transmission, cholinergic. Bases 172 to 624 code for a protein of 150 amino acids. NCBI's taxonomy places the organism in Eukaryota, Metazoa, Arthropoda, Insecta, Hymenoptera, Eulophidae. The transcript has 4 exons.